AAUUUGUGUGCAGGGACCAUGUCGCUGCAACGGGUUAUUACGGUAGCUGUGCUGACAGUCACAAUCUGUGUGGCAAUAAAUGCCACUUCGUUAACAGAGGCAGAAAUAGAGAUGAGAAAUGACGUGUUACAUGGACUCAGACAAUUCGAUGAAACAGGGAAACUCACAGAACAGUUUAUUGCAAUAAUCAAGCAACUGCCUUUGUCAACUCUCUUCAGCAUGAACUCAAGAACAGAAAUCAUAAAACGUGACAAUAUAAUAUGUUCAGCAUGCAUCGCAGUGGUAAAUGCUCUGACAGAUUACAUAAAUACUCAUUCAAGUGAGGAUCUAUUGAGCCUUAUAAGUAAACUAUGCAUUGAUGUGGUAAAAUACGACGAAGAAGUAUGUUCUGGGGUCAUUAGUCUGAACUUGGAUUCAGCGUUGUUCAUAUUUAAAAAUACCAACGACAUCACUGCCAGCCGAGUCUGUGGAAUCGUACUUCAGGAUUAUGAGUGUUCAAAAGAUGACCCCAGUCUUGAAUGGACUAUACAAAUUCCACCUGGACCAGCACCAGAAGUCAACAGAAUUGAAAACGUGAAAGCAGAUGCUGACGAUCCUCUGACAAUCAUUCAGCUGUCAGACAUUCACCAUGAUCCAGUAUAUUUACCAGGAGGGAACGCGGUAUGUGCUGCACCGAUGUGCUGCAGAAGCGAUCAAGGUACACCAGCAAACCCUGGAGCAGCAGCUGGUUUUUGGGGUGAUUACAGGAGCUGUGAUUUACCGUGGAAUGUUUUUAAUGAUACAGUGCAACAAAUCAAAAGAACUCAUCAGAACAUUGAUUUUAUCUACGUUACUGGAGAUAUUGUAGACCAUUCAGUAUGGAGUACAAGUAUUACAGCAAACAGUGAUGUAAUAACAAAAGUUAUGAAUGAACUGAAAGAAGAAUUUCCAGACACGCCAAUAUAUCCAAUUCUUGGAAACCAUGAACCAAGUCCACUAAAUGUGUUUGCACCACAUUACAUUACCGAUGAGACUAUUUCCACAAAAUGGUUAUAUGAAUUGAUAGCAGAUCUGUGGUCUGUUUGGCUGCCGGAAGAAGCUAAACAAACUAUAUUACACGGAGGAUUCUACACUGCGCUGGCAAAACCUGGUUUCCGAAUUAUAGCCCUCAACAACAACGUCUGCUACACCUUUAAUUGGUGGUUGAUUCACAGUCCUAAGGAUCAAGAUGAACAGCUACAGUGGUUGGCUGACACACUGCUACAAGCUGAGCAAGAAGGAGAAAAGGUUCACAUUCUUGGUCAUAUUCCCUCAGGAAGUUCAGAAUGUAUCAGGACUUGGAGUAGAGAAUUCCGUAAGAUCAUUGACAGGUUUGAAAACACAGUUGCAGCUAUCUUCAACGGACACACACAUAAUGAUCACUUUCAUGUCUAUUAUUCCAUUAAUGAACCAACUCGUCCCAUCAGUGUUGCACUCAACGGAGGAAGUGUAACCCAAUUCAGUAACCUAAACUCUAAUUACAAGACCUACAGUGUGGAUUCUGACACUUUUGGCAUUCUAGACAGUGAAUCGUGGAUCUUCAAUCUGGCGGAAGCUAACAAAGACGUGACCGUGAAUCCAACUUGGUUUAAACUAUACUCAUUCAAAGAUGACUAUGGAGUGAAGUCUCUGUCCCCUGAAGAACUGCAUAAAUUGACCCACAAACUGGCUGGCAACUCAAGUCUUAUAAAGGAAUACUCAAGGCAUUAUGUAAAAGAUGCUGCAAGUGGAUGUGACAGUGGAUGCCUAAGAAACAGACUCUGUUACACUGCAACCACAGAAGUUGGAGACUACACUCAAUGUGAUAUACUACUACAAGAGUUUGAGAGCAAUAAUCCCUAAUCAAAGGUUGAUAAAUUGUCAUUGACUUCAGACAUAAUACAUACUGUAAUCAGGCUAAUAAGUUUAUAUACACUCAUCAGAUGAACACAAAGAUAUAGGAAACUAGAAACUUUCAAGUAAAAAAAAAAUAACUUUGAGAAGACUUUAAUAUUCAUAAAUACAUUAUACCCAGCAACUGCACUCAAUGUAAUGAGUUAAGGUGAUAAACAUUUCAAUUUAGGUGACAAAGUCAAUUCAGAUUAAUAUUACGCCAUAAAGCCUAAAACAAAUAGAAGGCACACAGUGACUUUGUUUUAAACAUUAUGUUCUUGUGUUAAUUUUAAAAUCAUGGUUACGCAGGAAACAAUGGCAUUUCUGUUGGUAAAGACUUGCAUUACCAUGUAAACUCUGCAAACUAAAACCGUAAGACACAUCACUCGUGAAUAAAUGAUGAUAACAGGUUUAUGAUAGUUAUUUGUUUCGAAACAUAAUUUACUGCACAUAUGUGCAAAACUUCUACAUGCAUGUUUCAAUUAGAACAUACAUAAUAAAAAUCAAUCAAUGUCUUCAUAUUA
Zootermopsis nevadensis is the source of this 2414-nucleotide messenger RNA. RefSeq names its product sphingomyelin phosphodiesterase 1-like. Lineage: Eukaryota; Metazoa; Arthropoda; Insecta; Blattodea; Termopsidae. Gene Ontology annotation, biological process: sphingomyelin catabolic process; ceramide biosynthetic process. Gene Ontology annotation, cellular component: lysosome. Gene Ontology annotation, molecular function: acid sphingomyelin phosphodiesterase activity. The record is from RefSeq and is a predicted model, not a curated record.